AUGGCUCCCAAAGCCGCCUCGUCGUCUUCUCACUCGAAGACGACGCCUGCUUUCCCAGGGAAGACACACAAGAAGCCUGCUGCGAAGCCAAAAUCUCCCCUGUCCGACGCCGACCGCCUGAAGCGUCUCUUCACCUCGCUCUGCGCGCAAAUCGACGGCGCGCACUUCGCGAAUGCGCUCAAGACUUGCGACAAGAUUCUGCGCAUCGACUCGCGCGAUCCCGAUGCGCUGCAGACUAAGCUUUUCCUGCUGUUGCAAACGGACCAGUAUGCGCCUGCUCUUGCACUCGUGGAUAGUCUGAGGGAGGGGCAGACGGACAAAGGGAAUGCAUUUGACUAUGAGAAGGCAUACUCGCUGUACAGACUACAUCGCGAGGACGAAGCGACGGAGAUCGUAGGUGCUCUCAAGCGGCAGCGGAAGGCGGAGGAUGAGAGCAGGAGCGCGUUGCAUCUUGAGGCACAGCUGGCAUAUCGUCAGGGAGACUACCAGACAGCAUUCGAUUUGUACAACUCGCUGUUGGAUACAGCGGAACCGCACUCUGACGAACAAGCCGACAUCCUCACGAACCUCACAGCCGCACAAUCGCAUCUCGACUUCCUCACCUCUGGCUACCUUUCUGCGCUCUCCGCACUUUCAUCUGCAGUUGCCGAAUCGCUCGAGUCGGCACCGCCGCCCGCCGCUCCCUCCACGCUCCCCUAUACGGCACGCGAGGCAGAACCGCAAACGAAGGACGCAGGUGAGCCGCAGCCCAAGAAGCUCCGCGCGCGGCGCAUACCCAAGGGGGUGGUGCUUGGCGUUACUCCCAUGCCUGAUCCCGAACGUUGGUUAAAGAAGAGCGAGCGCUCGAGUGCCCAGUACGGACAUGGCAAGCGGAGGAGAGGUGGUGGAGGUGGGGCGACGCAAGGCAUCGUGGAGACCCCUGUUGCGCCACCCGGGGGAGGUGGUAAGAGCAAAAAGAAGGGAAAGAAGUAG
Molecule: messenger RNA, 972 nt
Organism: Laetiporus sulphureus 93-53
Lineage: Eukaryota; Fungi; Basidiomycota; Agaricomycetes; Polyporales; Laetiporaceae
Exons: 4
Coding region: 1-972 (323 amino acids)
Biological process (GO): SRP-dependent cotranslational protein targeting to membrane
Cellular component (GO): signal recognition particle, endoplasmic reticulum targeting
Molecular function (GO): ribosome binding; protein binding; 7S RNA binding
Source: RefSeq, a predicted model, not a curated record